GUUUGCCGACACUGCAAAUCCCGCAACCAUCGUCCGWACGGAGAGUUGCGACCAUUACCGGUCCCCUUGUGGCAAAGGGAAGCGAUUGCCAUGGACAUUACCGGCCCGUUCCCCAAGCACAAGACCAGUGUGGAUGGGAUUCUCACGGUGGUCGACCGACUCACCAAGUUUGCCAUGUUUUUGCCUUGCCGCUAUCAUGCCAAGGCACCGGAGUUGGUCGAGGUUCUUUACGCGAGUUGGAUUCGAACUAAGGGUUACCCCAAGGAAAUCGUAUGCGACCGCGACACUCGGUUCAUGUCCGAUUUUUGGUUGGCACUCGUCAAACGAUGGGGCUCAUCUCUCAAACCAAUUUCGGCUCGCCACCCGCAAACCGAUGGCCAAAUGGAGAGGGCGCAUCAGACCGCGCAGGUUCUCCUUCGCACUCUCAUCCGCCCCGACCAAAAGGAUUGGGUUGAGCGGUUGCCGGAUGUCGAGUUGGCCUGCAACUCGUCCAUCCACCCGACUAUCGGGAUGUCGCCCUUCGAGUUCGAGCACGGCUCGCCGGUCGCUUCGCCAUUGGACACAAUCAUUCCACGAACGGCCGAGAGCGACGACAAUCUUCUUUUCUUGCGUCAGAUGCAAGAGCUACUUGUCAAGGCACGCGACCAGAUGGCCAAGACACAGCAAUGCAUGAGCCGACAGACCAUUCACCAGCGUCUUCCUUGCCCAUUCCGCGCUGACGAUCUCGUUUGGGUUUCCGCCGCGAAAUUCAGCCUUGAACAAGAUAUCUCUCGCAAGCUCCUCCCGAAAUGGAUGGGGCCCUGGUCGAUCGUGGCACCCGCUGGGGAUGCAUCCGAGGGACCUUCCUUCACUAUUCAGGUGUCAGCCCACUUGCUCGUUUACCCAGUCUUUCAUUGCUCCAAGUUGGCUCUUUACACACCAGCGGAACAUGACGAUCUUCCCAGGCGACGUUCGCCAGACCCACCCUAUAUGGACGGUUUUCAGGAGGUCGACGACAUCAUCUCCCAGCGACGAUACAGCAACAGGCCAACCGAUUACUUGGUACAUUUUGCGUAUUGCACUCACAAAGUUGACCGUUGGUUGACCCGUGCGGAACUCCAAGCAACAGCUCUGGAUGUUCUCGCACGCUACGAACGCAAAAUGCAAGGCAAGCCCGUAUCUUCGGCUCCACGUCGCACCCGCGUCCAGGUUCGGUUGCUGGGAUAUUGCAAUCGUAAAUGUCUUUGCUUGGUAUAUGAGUACUGCGCGAAUGGUUCGCUAAGCUUCAACCUCAGGAGCAGGCAAGGUCAUGUGCUGGACUGGUUGAGGAGAGUGCAGAUAGCACUGGAUGCAGCUGAAGGGCUGAAAUACAUACACACGCAGAUGCAGCCAACGUUUGUUCAUCGGGAUGUGAAGUCUGAUAACAUUCUUCUGGAUGCGAAUUUUAGAGGGAAGCUAGGAGACUUUGGGCUUGCAAGGGACGGCCCCACAGCGGCAACGACUUACCAAUGCGGCAGCUUUGGCUACAUACCGCCAGAGUAUACAAAGCAGAUCGGGAACCCCACCACAUAUGGUGAUAUCUAUGCUUUUGGAGUUGUGUUAUUUGAGAUUGUAACUGGACGUUUGCCCAUCGACAGACCAACAGAAGAUCAAACGUUCUUGCUUGCUGAUGAGGGCCCUUUGCUGUUGGGGCAUUCAUCUGGGGUCUAAUUCGUAAAGGCCCUUUUAAUCUCAGUUUAUUUUAACUCUCAAACUCUCAAAUGAACAUUAUAACUAUUG
Messenger RNA from Chara braunii, 1758 nucleotides. The record is from the annotation of a GenBank genome assembly. NCBI's taxonomy places the organism in Eukaryota, Viridiplantae, Streptophyta, Charophyceae, Charales, Characeae.